Molecule: messenger RNA, 1315 nt
Organism: Morus notabilis
Lineage: Eukaryota; Viridiplantae; Streptophyta; Magnoliopsida; Rosales; Moraceae
Product: probable mannitol dehydrogenase
Exons: 5
Coding region: 99-1178 (359 amino acids)
Biological process (GO): lignin biosynthetic process
Molecular function (GO): zinc ion binding; cinnamyl-alcohol dehydrogenase activity
Source: RefSeq, a predicted model, not a curated record
AAUUCUUCACUCUCUCUCUCUGUUCUUUAAUAGUUCGUCGUUAAAUCCUCUACUUUUGGUCUAUUUCAUAUUUACCCUUUUUGUUGGAAGAGAGAAAAAUGGCGGCAUCUAACGGCGAACGCAUUACCAAGAAGGCCUUUGGAUGGGCGGCUCGAGAUUCUUCCGGUGUUCUCUCCCCUUUCCAUUUCAAUCGAAGGGAAACAGGGGAGAAGGACGUUACGUUCAAGGUGUUGUACAGUGGGAUAUGCCAUACGGAUCUACACAUGAUCAAGAAUGAUUGGGGCAUUUCUCUCUACCCACUUGUUCCCGGGCAUGAACUGGUUGGUGUGGUGACAGAAGUAGGCAGCAAAGUGCAAAAAUUCCAAGUUGGUGACAAAGUCGGUGUUGGGUACCUUGUUGGAUCAUGCAACUCAUGCGAUUCAUGCGUCAACGAUCUUGAGAAUUACUGCGCCAAAAUAAUACCCACGUGCAGUGCUGAGUACCACGACGGAACCACCACUUACGGCGGUUUCUCCGACCUAAUGGUGGCCGACGAGCACUUUGUGUUUAGAAUUCCUGACAACCUUCCCCUUGAUGCCACCGCGCCUCUCCUUUGCGCUGGUAUCACUGUUUACAGCCCAUUAAGACACUUUGGGCUCGACAAGCCCGGUACUCAUGUAGGUAUUGUCGGGCUCGGUGGGCUGGGCCACUUGGCCGUGAAAUUUGCCAAGGCAAUGGGGGCUAAGGUCACUGUGAUAAGUACCUCUCCUAGCAAGAAGGUUGAAGCCAUUGAACAUCUUGGUGCUGACUCGUUUUUGGCCAGUCGCGACCAAGAUCAAUUGCUGGCUGCAACGAGCACCAUGGAUGGUAUUAUUGACACUGUUUCUGCAGUGCAUCCUCUUUUACCUUUACUUGGUCUAUUAAAGUCACAAGGAAAGCUGAUUAUGGUUGGUGCACCGGACAAGCCACUUGAGCUACCAGUUUUUCCUUUGCUGUUGGGAAGGAAAAUGGUGGCUGGAACUGUCACCGGAGGGAUGAAAGAAACACAAGAGAUGAUAGAUUUUGCAGCCAAACACAAUAUUACAUCUCAAAUUGAAGUUAUCCCAAUGGAUUAUGUAAAUACUGCUAUGGAGCGACUUAAGAAAGGAGAUGUCAGAUACCGUUUUGUCAUUGAUGUUGGGCAAACAUUGAAUUCUUAAAUGUUCUCAAGAUGUGAAAUUCUGAGAAUAAAAAACUGAAUUUGAUUGAUUGUCAGCUUUUUUUUAUUAUUAUUAUUAUUUCUUUCAGUAUCUCUUGACUUGAAUAAAUGAAAGGAUUUGAUUAUCUGAGAAACAAA